AUGCGGAGGAAAGGCCAGCUCUCUCCCAGCUCUACCCGCUCCCUCUCGCUUAAAGCCAAGAAGAACCUACUUCGGAUGCCUUCUCAUCCUGUCUUCGAUACUGGAGUCCAGCGUCUGUCUCCUCAAAUCCCCAAAUUCACCCCGACUUCCUCUCUGGGAUUUAUCAAUUUCAACAGACCGCCUUCUCAGCUCUCGAUCUACGACACCAAGCUCGACGAAGACUUUCUUGUCCCUGUUAAAGGUCUCGAUUCUCUGCCUACUCAUGACCUCUUUGCGAGUGGACUGGCUAUGGCGUCGACACCAUUCAAAACUCAAGGUCUUUUUGAACUCGAACAGUCUAGUCCGGGCGCUGGAGCUAGCAUCGUCGAAACGUAUUCUAUCCAACAGGGCGCCGAUAAAUUGAAAACUCUAACGGUCUCGUCUCCUGGUAGUCAUUCUCACCCUGAGGAACCGGUCGAAGAAACGGCAGCUAAAGAGCCCGAGAACCUCGAGGAUCUCACAGAGUCUAUGUCCCUGACGUCGGUCGAGGACGGCGAACAGUGUCACCACGAUCUGACCGAGCGGUCCUCUUGGAUUACCGACAGUCUCAUCUCGCCCCCAACGAUCUACCUCAAGGGACCUCGUGCUAGGCCUUCAUUCAGCUGCGGUAGCAUAUUUUCUGACUCGAGGAGUGGGACAAAUGGAACCGAUUCUGUUAAUCAGACCAGCAGCAAGGGUGAGUCCGGUCCCUUCGCCUCUGUUGGACAGCCUCCUAACAAAAUCCUAGAACUCUCCUCGACUCGGGAGGACAGGGAAGAAGUGUUGCCUGCAACGCCAGAAGCCGAGGGUAGCAAACCAUUGGCCGACAAUCCUCCCACCCGUGCUCCUGGAAGUAUCGCUCGCACCAGAAGAGGCACUGUGACCCAGGUUCCCUCUGCUCCUCCCAGCAUUCGCCGGCCUCGAAGUGGCACCAUCACUCAAGAUGCCCACCCUGUUCCAUCUGAAAUUCUUGACCCUGAAUCUGGAGGAGCUCGAAUCACUCGAGCUAGAAGCAACACGAUUAGACCAGCCGCGACUACGACCACCGCAACUGGCACACUUAUCGGUCUCCAAAAAGCCACUUCGCCUACCCUUGACGAUCUCGCUGUCUUCCCGACUUUCGCUCCUGAUCCUGAAGAGAACUCUCACGGUGCCGACGAGGCUUUAGGCUGUUCCGUUCACGUCGACGCAGAAUUCGACCCCGAGCCUGUCGAGGUCCUCGUCUUUGCUUCCGCGCCCAACCCAGAUGUCGAAGACGACAUCGACGACGAACCGACUCUCUCUGCUGUCCAGCAAGCGUCUCGAUCAUCUGAUGUGGACCCUCUGAACCUUGGAUACGAGCCUCAACCUCCUCUCGACAUCGCCCAAGACGAUUCUCCAGACGACGAGGCCGUCGGAACCUCAAAACCGACUUCAAAACGUCGCAACCUACGCUGGGCUCCGGGCAGUAUGACAACGCGUAAAGGCAAGGGAAAGCAACAACAACAAAAGCAGUCUGGCGCCAAACCGAAGUCUGCACCCAAAGGUCUGAAGAAAGCUCUGGGACUCUUGGCUAAACGAGACAACUCGGAUUCGUAUGAUCGCUCGCGCUCGCCUUCGACUGAUCCUAUCGACUUUUUGAGCCAUCUCGAUGACUCGGAGGACCAUGGUGAUGCUCGAGUUGCUCGUGCGAGGGACGACGAUGGGGAUGUCACUGGUGAGAAACAGGCAGAGAGGCCGCCGAAAAAGAAAUCAUUGUCGGUUCGAUGGGAGGAUGUGGUCGGUGCAAUGGGAUAG
Molecule: messenger RNA, 1794 nt
Organism: Coprinopsis cinerea okayama7#130
Lineage: Eukaryota; Fungi; Basidiomycota; Agaricomycetes; Agaricales; Psathyrellaceae
Exons: 1
Coding region: 1-1794 (597 amino acids)
Source: RefSeq, a predicted model, not a curated record